AUGGGGACAUCCGCCGGAGGGACAGCGUGCCGCUGCUGCCCCUGUCCGGCCGGACAGGCCUCUCCACCCGCCGCGCCCGCCGGCCAUGCCGCAUCCCGGGCUCCCCAUUGUUCAGUCACAGGGGUAGGCCCCCGGGAGCCCGCGGCGGGGGACGCUCACUGCCCCUCGCCUCCGCGCAGGCGGCUAACCGCGACGACCGCCCCCGGGCCCGCCUCCGCGGAAGAAGAGAGCGAGGCUCCAGCAGGGGACCACUCCAUCCACCACGCACACCACACGGCCGAGCCGGGGGCGCCGGGCCCGGGCUGUUCCUCCACAGCUCGCCCUGCCGAGCGACCUCCAGGGGCGGCGCUUCGGGCUGCAAGCAGCUGA
Messenger RNA from Lipotes vexillifer (Yangtze River dolphin), 369 nucleotides. The record is from RefSeq and is a predicted model, not a curated record. Lineage: Eukaryota; Metazoa; Chordata; Mammalia; Artiodactyla; Lipotidae.